UAUGAAGGGCACAGGCUGAGGCCCACAUGGAAAAGGUGGCGAUGAACAGGGAAGCGAGGGAGCAGCCGGCUCUGCCACUGGAGACUCUUGCAGACCCAGGCUUCCUCUCCAUAUUUCUGCAGGCGGUGACCAUGUCUCAGGCCAUGAAGGCCACCGCCACGACGGCUGCGAACCCAGGGCCUGAAGCCAAAGGGAAAGGGGCCCCUCCCACAGGGCCGGCCCUGGGUUCUGGCCCUGCCCCGGCCCCAGCCUCCGGGCCCUUGCCCAGCACCAAAGCAGGAGAGCUGCCUCCUGGGAGCUUCAAGCUGGUGGUCUUCGAGCAAGAGAACUUCCAGGGCCGCCGGGUGGAAUUCUCAGCAGAGUGUGUGAACUUGGGAGACCGUGGCUUUGACCGAGUGCGCAGCCUCAUUGUCACCUCUGGACCCUGGGUUGCCUUUGAGCAGUCCAACUUCCAUGGGGAGAUGUUCGUGUUGGAAAAGGGCGAGUACCCUCGCUGGGACACCUGGUCCAGCAGCUACCGUAGCGACCGCCUCAUGUCCUUCCGGCCCAUCAAGAUGGACUCCCAGGAGCACAAGAUCUGCCUGUUUGAAAGUGCCAAUUUCAAGGGCAACACCAUGGAGAUCCAGGACGAUGACGUGCCCAGCCUCUGGGUCUACGGCUUCUGUGACCGCGUGGGCAGCGUGAAGGUCUCCAGUGGAACAUGGGUUGGCUAUCAGUAUCCUGGCUACCGUGGGUACCAGUACCUCCUGGAACCUGGAGACUUCCGGCACUGGAACGAGUGGGGGGCCUUCCAGCCACAGAUGCAGGCUGUGCGCCGCCUACGUGACAGACAAUGGCACCGUGAGGGCUGUUUCCCUGUCCUGGCCGCUGAGCCCCCGCAGUGAACCCUGGAGCAUCUCCACUUUCUGGACCCGCCCCCUCCCAGGCUCCACGUCCCCACC
Molecule: messenger RNA, 941 nt
Organism: Ochotona curzoniae (black-lipped pika)
Lineage: Eukaryota; Metazoa; Chordata; Mammalia; Lagomorpha; Ochotonidae
Gene: CRYBB1
Product: crystallin beta B1
Exons: 5
Coding region: 27-884 (285 amino acids)
Biological process (GO): lens development in camera-type eye; visual perception
Molecular function (GO): structural constituent of eye lens
Source: RefSeq, a predicted model, not a curated record